AUGGUUGGAGCACGUUUAGCACCUAUUUUGGUGCUGGCAGUUUUGAUAUGGACUAUAGAUGCAGAACACAUGAAAAGUCGUGUCCAUGGUGAAAUGAAACGUUUUAAUCUGUCAGAUUUCAAAAAGUUGCGCCGUGAAGCGAGAGGUAAAACACACCACAACCGGAAAAACUUUUUGGGAAAGCAUACCACUCUUAUGAUCGAUCAGGAUGAUGUAUUAAGGAAGAAGCACUUGGAUUUUACAAUUGAAACAGCUGAAAGGUGUACUGUUUCAUGUGAACGUCACGAGGUAUGUGUCAAACACACCAGGACUGGAAACAACAAAUGUGUUCACAAGAAAUAUCUCAAGGAGAGUCACAUGUUAUCCAAGUUCAAAGGACAUCACAAGAAGAACAGCAGACACCACAGUCGUCUGAUGAAAGAGCGAUUUGGUCGCCUGGAGACAAGGGUAAAUGAGCUGGAUGAGCGUCCUCAGAACAUCAGACACAAGAAAAUAAUGGCCAUAAAGAAAGCUAAAAAAAAUGGUAAUGAUUUCGUAACAAGGCACAGACUUAUUGAGAACAUGGAAGCCGUUGAUGAACUGAUGCAUUUGGGAGAAGGACGACAGUCAGAAAUCAGCAGAAAAUAUCCGGAGUGUACCAACAAAGUUGAGGAUAUCAGACAACGAUUGAAUGAUUGGUUUGCGAUACUUCACACACAGAAGAAAGAACACAGGAGUAAAAAAUUCAAAAGAAACCAUUCCAAGUCCUGGAAACCAAAGCAUUUUAGAGACUUCAGAACAAUUGGCCAGUGUAAGUGUCCUGCGUCUGUGAUGUGGGAGCGUCGAACACUUGACAAAGAUAAGAACGCCUACCUGGAUACCUCCGAGCUGACCAUCAUUGAGGACAUCCAUCAAGAGAAGUGUAUUACACCAUUGCUUGAGUCUUGUGAUACAGACAAAGACAGACUGCUCUCCAAGAAGGAAUGGUGCUGCUGUUUUAGUGACCCUGGGAAAUCAGAUUCCACUGGAAGACCUGUGGAGCUCUAGAUGUGAAUAACAACAGAUUGUCUCUUUCUCAAACCCAUGCUCACCAACUUCUGCAUAAGAAGACUUUUAAUUUUGUACAAAAUAUAAUAGAGAUGUAUUUGAAAGUAUU
Messenger RNA from Ylistrum balloti, 1135 nucleotides. Its product is annotated as proteoglycan Cow-like. Gene Ontology annotation, molecular function: calcium ion binding. The record is from RefSeq and is a predicted model, not a curated record. Lineage: Eukaryota; Metazoa; Mollusca; Bivalvia; Pectinida; Pectinidae. Bases 1 to 1026 code for a protein of 341 amino acids. The transcript has 9 exons.